AUGCUAGUCAAGUUCGCUUUUCCCUUGCAGACGGAUUAUCCGGACGUCGACAUGUUGAGGAUCAAGGAGUCAAAUCAUUUUGCAACAGAAUGCGUGGUACCGCGGCGUCCUAAGCGAAACUUACCACCCUUACCUGAAGAUAAGGAGUGCAGUACAGCUGAAUUGAGGAGGAGCAAUCGGCUCGUGCAUAAGCGACGCAGACAGAGGCAUAACCUACCUGUUGUCCCGGAAUAUGAUGAGUGUUGA
This is a messenger RNA of Leptosia nina, 246 nucleotides long. The record is from the annotation of a GenBank genome assembly. NCBI's taxonomy places the organism in Eukaryota, Metazoa, Arthropoda, Insecta, Lepidoptera, Pieridae.